Messenger RNA from Salvelinus sp. IW2-2015, 1862 nucleotides. RefSeq lists its product as uncharacterized. NCBI's taxonomy places the organism in Eukaryota, Metazoa, Chordata, Actinopteri, Salmoniformes, Salmonidae. The record is from RefSeq and is a predicted model, not a curated record.
AUAUCGACAGAUUUUUCACCUAGUUAACGCAAGGAUUCAAACCAGCGACCUUUCGGUUUCUGGCCCAAUGCUCUAAUCGCUAGGCUGCCUGCCACACCGUUACUACAUUCUGUCAGAUCUUUCACUUCCCUUUUAUGUGAUUUGUUUUCUUAUGGUUAAAUAUUGGCCAGAUCAUUUUGUUUUUCUAUGACAAAAACAUUAUAGCGGUAUUAUGAUACUACUUGAAACUGUGAUACCUGAUGCUGGUACCAUGACAACAGUACAACCUAUCAUUCUCCUACUCUAAAGCCAAUAAUAAGUGUUCUGAAACUUGUAAAUUGCAAGUUAGAGAGACACCCCCCCCCCGCCCAAAUGAAGGAAGUGAAUCACAAGGCUGGUCUCGGAACAAUACAGGAAAAGAGCUGUCAACUCCAGUUGCCUUUUUUUGGGUUGGUGACUAGGAUGUGUGGGGACAGCUGCCCAGCCUCAGUGAGUAUUUGACUGAAGAUGAAGAUUAUCUUUCUCUUGAUUCUUCUAUUAGAUGACCCUGAGAUGGAAGCACAACAGAGGACGGUGGUGAAUGGACAAGCGCUGCUGAGAUUUGUCUUUCCUCCUUUCUACAAUGGUUAUGAGAAGUUCUGUUCUAAACUAAAUCCCUGGGGACUUUCUGUUGUUGUGAAUACCAGAGGAUAUGUCAACGACUUCUACAAGGGAAGAGUAUCCACAACAGAAUACAACGGUGGGAUGGACGUUAUGAUAUGGAGUUUAAAGCCAGUGGACGCUGGCGACUACAGGUGUGCUAUUGUCACCAUUGGAUGGAAUCAUAUCUACAGUGACUAUAACCUUCAGAUUGAUAGUGAUCGGCGUAGAGGUCCUGUAUCCCCUCGACCUCCGGUCAGGUCAACCAUCAGCCCCUUCAUCUUCUCUUCCUCAUCAGACACCUCUGGGCCUGUUUUCACCAAGGACCACAGUGACAGCCCCAGUGUUCCCUGGAGCUUUGGUUUACCACUGGCUGCAGGUCUUUGUAUCGCUAUGGUGAUUGUGAUCAGCUCAGUAGUCCUUGUUGUGGUUCGUCACAAAAUCACCACGAAAAAGAAAUGUGGAGCAACUUCCAGUGACUCAGCUGCACACAUCCUCUCAGAUGUCCUUCAGGAGGAGAGCAGUAUUGUCUACACCACAGUGGACUUCAAGCCUCAUAAGAACCAUACCACUGAGCUGUAUGCUAACCUACAGACACUCCGCAGCCCCAGAACCCCCSACGCACACAGAGAGCCUGCUGGGACAGUGGUGUACUCCACACUGGCUAGCAACCGACGCUGAACCGGAUGAUCUUUCUGAUGAUCCCAGAACUGUUUGUGUUGUCUUGAUAUGUUGUUAUGACCAGGCUAUCUGUAUCUUGCUUCAAUGUGGAUAAUUAAGUAUGAAAAUUGUGUUUAAAGCUAGAAUCUUUAGUUGCUACAUACAUUUUUGGGGAUCUUAUAAAUUCAUUAUAUAUAUACCCAUGAUUCUUGAAGAAAUAAACGAAUAGAUGCCUCAUGACCUUAGUUCAACUGUCGUCCCCCAUCAGAACCCAUAGCUCUUUUUUACUCCAAUGUUUGAAAACACAAACAUUGUUAUAACUCAACCUGGCUCUGUUCAAUCAGAUCCACUUUAGUCGAUAUCUGCAUAGUGGUUGUUUUUGCGGUGUUGGAGGUGGAACUGCUUGCAGGGUUAUCAAAUCCACAAGCGGCUCCGGGCAUUAUACCUAAAGGUGGACAUUGCCAUUGGCUGCACGGAGUCGCAAUAAUGAAUACCCACGCAGCUUUGUUUUACAAGUUUGAAACACUGCAAUGUGAGAUGUAAUCUACACCAGAGAUUAGGCUGAUAAUUAUUUUUUAAUUUGA